Molecule: messenger RNA, 4110 nt
Organism: Amoebophrya sp. A25
Lineage: Eukaryota; Dinophyceae; Syndiniales; Amoebophryaceae
Source: the annotation of a GenBank genome assembly
GUCCCAUUAGUUUUGUAGUUUCGCAACUGCCAGCGUUGGACCACUCACUCGCAUGCUUACUAGCGUGAAGAGAGAAAAAACCAACAUGUUCGGUUUCGGUAGAAGCUCAUCUCUGGGCACGAUUGCGUCGUGGUUAUCGACUGCAUCGCCAAAAGUCGCUAGUGUGGUGUCAUGCGCUACCGCCUUUUUGCUCUUCGCCGUGCUGUAUUGUCGUGAGGGGCUAUUUUUCGAGGGAUUUUCCUCAGGUGAUGCGACAAAGCAGGGAACGACGUCAAAGCAAGCUGCGCAUCUGGAAGGAGCCACAUCGUUGCCGGUGUUCGAUCCAGCGCUACGGCCAUUGCCACGCCAGCCUUUCACGUGCGAAAACAAGAUAUGUCCGCCAGGAGUAGCAUGCGUCGGCGGAAAAUGCACGCCAUGCAGGGAACGGAGCGACUGCCCCCCGAAGCACGUAUAAACGUACUUGAAUUUUUUACCUACGUCUAGUUUGAGUACUAUGUUUAUUUUCUGCUCAUUAUCGGAUUCGGUCUCGUCUGGGCCAACAUUAUUUCGCGUGUAUCUCGACUCGUCAUUACUUAGUGCUUGAUUUUGUUCAAAACCAAACAAGUGCCUAUAAAUCUGUUGUUUCGUUCUGCUUAAUAUAAUGCACACCAUUCCUUGGUUGCAGAUUUGCAUGUUACCCCUGGCUUUAUUGGCUUCUGGAGCGGGCGUAAGUGGUGGUGUUCUGCCACCGCUGCGAAGUUCAGUCUGCGUGGAGCGAAGGUUUUGGUUGGAUUUUUCGCUUGAAGAUAUUUUUUGCACGCUUCUGGUUGCCGGAACCGCCUUCCUUUCGGCUGGAUCGGGAGUCGGCGGAGGUGGCGUGUUCGUUCCGCUGUUCUUGAUGCUGCUGGGAUUCGGCUCACGGGAAGCGGUGCCAUUGUCCAAAGCGUGCUGUUUGUUUGGGUCCUCGGUGAACAUCGCAGUGUUCUUGCGAGAACGCAAUCCGGCUAGCUCAACCCCUAGGCCGAAGGUGGAUUUUGACGUCGUCGCCGUACUUAAUCCGCCGUUACUAGCAGGCAUUACUCUGGGAGUCAUCGGUCACAAAAUGUUACGGUGAAGAUCGGAUCAGAAGUCCGGAGCGACUAAAGUCGUCAGAUUUAGAAAAUGCAUGGUUCAGGAGUUUCGAUUCAUCUCUAAACCUAGCACCGGAGUGGUUCGUGGUGUUGUUGCUGCUUGCCACCUUAUGGUUCGCCUUCACGAAGUCUUAUCAGAAGGGUAUGCAGCGAUGGCGCGCAGAGUCAGCUGAGCUAGAGGCCGCAGCGAAGAGUGCUAAGGCUAAGUCGUGUUACUAAGCUUAAGUACUUUUAUGAUAACCAUUCACCUAUGAAAUCGUCGCGGUAUUUGAUCUCCGACCGCCCUUAAAUUCGUCUAGUUCUUAUGGGAAUUUGUGAGCUAGCUCUGGCGAGUUGUGGAAGCUGUGACCUAAGUUGUGGAGGUUGUGAUUUAAGUUGUGGCGAGUUGUGCGCCGACCGAAGUCUUAGGAAAGAGCUACACUCUUUACCUGGCUGCUCGAAUAUGAACACCAUAAGGCGCAAGCGAUCCUUCCUCGCCACAACUUCCACAAUCAACUCGCCACAACUUAGGCUACAACUUAGGCCACAAAUUAGGCCACAACUUAGGCCACAACUCGCCACUUUUCACAGGGGUUCGGCCUUUCUAAUACUUUCCUGAGCGCGUACUUCCUUGGCCUUUUUUCAUGUAGAAAAUAGAUCGAGGAUGCUUGGAAAAAUGCCAGGCUGCCCCCUCUAAUAUGUGCGGAAAGCAGGGCGAACAAGGAGAUGUCGACGAUGACCCACAUCGAGAUGGCACAAAAAUAGAAGUGGUAGUAGAUCAGCAAAAUGGAGGUGGUAGCGCAUCUUCAGGUGGAGCUAGUUCAUUUCGUUGUGCGGGUCAGAAAGACAACUUUCCUGGGAAAUCCGCACCCGAAGUCAAGGGGGAUCAUCUGGCUUCCUCGCCAUCGAUAUUUGGUGCCUUUGGAAGCGCAUCAGGGAAAAAAUCUGAGCAAAACCGGCGAGGAGGCUGGCUUGGAGGGAAAUCAGAUUGGAUGGCAGUGCGGACGUCGGGAAGUGUCGGAGGAGAUAUGCAGCAGCUUGUGGACGCCGCUGGUGAAGAGUCCGACAAUGAGAAUGAUGAGGUCGUGGCGCGAGGAGAGAACAGCAACAGCGCUUCUAUGAGGGACGACGGCCGCUUUUCCCAGGAGAUGCCCGGUGAUGAAGUGAAUACGCCUCCAAGCAGUGACGCCGAGGUGAUCGGCAAGCCGCAAUUUGGUGGAAGUUCGUCAUCACAGGGGAUAACUAAGGGUAGGUUUUUGGCGUUUCUGUUGCCGUUUGUCUUGACUCUCGUAAGGGGGAAGAGCAUAACAAACGGGGAACAGAAACACCAAGACCCUAUCUCUAAGAUAAGGAUUAGUAGCGGCCGCAAGGCGAAAGAAUGCCGGUCGCCGCCUAUAAGCGGUGGGGCCGACCACCGACCGGGAGGGGAUGAAGGAAGCUCCUGGGACGCCUUUCCUGCCUUCGAUCUUCAAACCAUCAAAGUUGCAUUAGAUGCGAGUUGGCGAGACUACCAGCAGACGUACUUCCUCGCAAGGAACGCAAUACGGAUCACGCUAGCUCUGUGUGCAGUCUUGUUCUUUCUCGAGUACUUCAAGGCUGUCCGUUGCACCGGACUCUACUGGCUUGAAGUUCUACUACAACUCGGCAUCUGCUUUGCCUUCCUACGCUACGCAACACGGACUGUGCUGGUGGACGCUGGAGGCGUCUACCAGCCUGCAAACGAGGAGGUUGGGGAACUCGGGGCGGUCUCUUCCGCAGCAUCAUCAGCCGAUGAGGAUGAACACACUACGACACAGCCCUCGGCUUCUACUCUCCAGGAUGAAGAAAGCGGUCCCGGCAGAACGAUCGGCGAUGCAACUACGCCUACCGCUUUCGGAAUCUCGGUGCAAGAAAGAAACUCGCCGAAGCCUCCACAGGCAAACAAUUUCUGUACAACUGGCGAGGAGGAUGAAGCUGUUGAAAUGGCAACGUUCGGAAGUGAUAAAAACACUACAUCUACGAGUCGGCGCCUGCCGUCACCGGCCACUGGGUCUCCAGUUGAGAAUGGCUUAGAGCGAGCGUCUCUGGCCUGGCGUGAAGGCAGAAACUUGGUUCUCUUUCCCACCUACGCAUGGGUUGCCGGGUUCGUUGGCGGAUUCCUGGGAAUUGGGGGUGGGAUGAUCAUCUCUCCAGUACUAUUAGAUCUGGGGCUGAACCCCGAAGUAUGCCAGGCGACAACGGCAAUGUUCGUUUUUCUGAGCUCCGUGCUCGCGGUCAUACAGUUUUUCUUGCUUGAUCUGGAGAUGCCAGCCUAUCUUUAUGCCAAGCAAUAUUUUAGGUGACUUAGAUAAAUAUCUAAACUUAUGAAUUCAAAUACUGAAAGCAACCCCGGCGCCGUCUUGGCUUUUGAUUAUGGUCAACAAUAUCAAAGUUUUUCUUUCAUCGAAACGGCAUCAGUCAUCUGGAAAAGUAUUUUUCUACGAUUUGAUUUUGUGCGGAGCAUGCCCUGUGACCCUACAUUUUCUCCCUAACUCUGGCUCUGGUAUGGAGCAUGGGUUACUGUAGCGACCUACGUGGGCCAGCGCUCAAUCGCGUACAUGUUGCGCAUCUAUCAGCGCAAGUCGCUGAUUAUCCUUUCCGUCGCAGCGAUUAUCUUUCUCUCAAUGCUGCUGAUGACGCUCACGGGCCUGCGAAAUCUAUAUCGCGAUCUCGCAGUUGAGGGUGACUGGGAAAGUUUGGCAUUCUCAUUUCAAAAAUUUUGCCACUAACUAUGAUAGGAUACACUCACAAAGGACAAGGAGCACAAGUUGGCGGGCGUUUGCAUCAACAGCCACAUGGUCUGAAGAUGCUCGUCCGUGCCAUGGUCAUGUAUUGCUAGCCAAAAACAGUAACCUGGACAAACGAGCACAUUAAGUAGUUACUAGUGUGUGUGCCCCCUCCAGAUGUUUGAUGUGCCGCCUUGGAAGAGUUCGAAGGAGGACCCGACCCGUGUAGGUAACGACAUCCGCGGACAAAGUGAGCACCCUUUGGGCGACAGUCAUCA